CCCGCCUAAUUUUCUAUUAUUUUUUGUCUUCUUCUUCUUCCUCCUCCUCCUCUCCCCUCUUCUCCACAAUCCAACUAACACGGCACCCAACAUUUAACACCUCUCCCUCUCUCUCUCUCUUCCCUUUUCCUCCUUCUCUACCUUCUUAUUAUUCCCUUUCUCUCUCUUUCACAGCUCUCAUCUCCUUCGUUGUUUCUGCCUCUAAAUCCCCGAGCGAGUUGCCGGCGAGGGGAAUCUCGCCGGAAAUUCGCUUUUCUACCUUCCUCCUCCGGAAUCUGCCUUCCAUCUCUUCUUCUCCUUCUUCUUGGUUUUUGUGAAAUUUUAAGGGGAGAGGUCUUUUAUUCUGCUGGUUGCGAUUAUAUUGACAAAGCAACAAAAAGGAGGAGAAAAUUGCAGAAAAGAAGAUACAAGGAAAGAAAAAUAAAAAAAGAACCAAAUUAUUCUGUUUUUGCCUCUCUUUCUUCUUUCGUCUUGCUGUCUUCCUUUCUCUUUCUCUCUCUCACCUCCGGCCAGCAAGUUUUUAUUUUUAUUUUUCGAGAGGCGACCAGCUAGCUAGCUUGCAAUGCAGGGGGAAAAGAGGAUCCCUUGAUGCGUCUUUCUUCCCCCUCAUUGUUGCUUUAAAAGUUUGCUGUUCCCUUUCUCAUCCCUCCUCCCAUCUCUCUCUCUCCUCUUGUUCGGCUACCUGCUUUCCCCCAAUUCGCUGCUGCUCUAUUUUGCCUGAACCUUGGUCCCCGGUAUUUGAAGAUGCUGCUAUCGUGGUAAUUCUCAGCUGAAGAAGAAGAAGGUUUGACUGAAUGUACUUCCAUGAUCUGGUAGUCCCCCGCUGCUGCCAGAUUUUAAAUCCGUUUUGAAGAGCUUCUGAUAUCCUGUAUAUUACUAAUAGAGAAAAAGCUGCACCGUUUGAGAUCAUGGAUCAAAGGGGCGGUACUGCUUCCUCGCAUUUCUUUGAAGAUAUUCGUCUUCCCGCCGAGAGACAAGUUGGGUUUUGGAAGCCAUAUGCAAUGAUAGAUCAUCAAGGUGCAAAUGGAACUGUACCAAUGCCUAGCAACAAGUUUGUUGCUUCAUCGCCCUUUGAAACCCUUUCUCCAUCCAGUGCACUGUCACUGGAGGUGCCCCGUUCAAUCAUGACAAGGGGUAGCUAUGAAAAGCUGCGCAAUGGUGAAGGAAGUGCCAAUGUUCCCAAGAGUGCAUGGAACUCGGUGGAUCACCAGCCAAACUCAUGGUCAAGUUUGUCUGCUCAGCCUGCAGCUCAUAGUUUGGGCAGAAAUGGAGCCAGUAUCACUGGAACGGAGUGGGAAAGCAGUCUAUUCUCAAGCUCGUUUUCUGAAGUAUUCAAUAGAAAAAUGAGAUUGAUGGGGAAUGAUGUUCAAUCCCAUGAACCUGCAAAAACCACUAUUUCUGCUUUCGAGGAGGAAGAGCCCUUUGAAUCUAUUGAAGAAAUUGAGGCCCAGACUAUAGGGAAUCUUCUUCCUGCUGAAGAUGAUCUAUUUUCUGGGGUCACUAAUGAGUUGGGCCGUACUGUUAAUACCGCUGCUGGAGAUGAUUUAGAGGAUUUUGAUCUUUUUAGCAGUGGCGGAGGAUUGGAAUUAGAAGGGGAUGAGCAAAUGCUUGCAGGGCGAAGAAAUCUUGAUCUGUUUGGACUUUCCAGUGGUUCUAUCACUGGUAAACACCCCUUUGGUGAACUGCCUUCCAGAACACUGUUUGUGAGAAAUAUCAACAGUAAUGUGGAAGAUUCUGAGCUGAAAACUCUUUUUGAGCAAUACGGGGAGAUCCGAACCCUGUAUACAGCUUGCAAACAUCGCGGUUUUGUCAUGAUCUCCUAUUAUGAUAUAAGGGCUGCUCAAAGGGCAAUGCAAUCACUUCAGGACAAGCCUCUGAGACGCAGGAAGCUUGAUAUUCACUUUUCAAUUCCUAAGGAGAAUCCUUCAGAGAAAGAUGUCAACCAAGGCACCCUAACGGUCCUCAACCUUGAUUCUGCUGUUUCUACGGAUGAGCUUCAUCAGAUAUUUGCUGCUUAUGGAGAAAUCAAAGAGAUUCGUGACACCCCAAAUAAGCAGAAUCAUGUACUCAUAGAGUACUAUGAUGUCAGAGCAGCAGAAGCAGCCCUUAAUGCAUUGAAUAGAACCGACAUUGCCGGCAAGCGGAUUAAGCUUGAACCUAGCCGAAUGGUUGCUUCGAGAAGGUCGGUGCAAAGGCCAGACCAGGAUCAGGAUGAAUCAAAUUUUGGUAGUCAAUUAGAUGACUUGUCAUCUAUGAGAAUGGCAUUUUCCCCUGGAGUUAUUGCAUCCACUGGCAUGGAUAGUGGUUCAUCCCAUGUUCUGCAUGGUGCACAUUCCCCUGUGGGGGCAUUUAUUGAGCCUCAUCGAAGUUCUAGUGUUCCGAAUCCUUUACUUUCUCCAGCGACAGCAACAUCAGUGGGCAAGCAGUUUAGUCAUCCUGAACAGAAACAUUCCAUUCAGGAGAUUAGGUUUGGUAACCAGAGCAUGCCCACUUUCCAUCCUCAUUCCCUUCCAGAAUAUCAUGAUGGUUUGUCCAAUGGAAUUCCAUACAACUCCACAAACGUCCUAGGAGGCAUGGCUGGCAGUGUUGGUUCGAAACUGAUGGAGGGAAUCAAUGGUAGACAUGUUCGAGGGGUAGGUUCUAAUAUGCGCAUGAUGGAACUUGCUGGACGUGGUUCCUUGGGCUUUGGAUCUCCUGGAAACGGAAGCACUCUUCCCGGACACUAUGUGUGGAAUAAUUCUACCUCGGUCCAUCAUCAACAGCCGUCAAAUCAUGUGAUGUGGCCCAAUUCUGCAUCCUUUGUCAAUGGUGCUCCUGCUCACCCACUGUCUCAUCUGCCUGGGUUUCCUAGGGCACCUCCAGUCAUGCUAAACACAGGAGGGCCUGGAUCCCACCAUGUCGGGUCUGCUCCAGCUGUUAACCCUUCCUUGUGGGAACGUCAGCAUGCUUACUCAGGGGAGUCUCCCGACACUUCCAGUUUCCAUAUGGGGUCACUUGGUAGCAGCAUGGGAUUCCCGAGUAGCUCUCCACCACACCCUAUGGAAAUGGCGGCUUCACGCAAUAUGUACUCUCAUGUUAAUGGGAAUUGUGUUGACAUAACCAAAACUGCUGGCAUUCGCUCAUCACCUCAGCAGCAAAUGUGCCAUCUUUUCCCUGGGAGAAAUCCAAUGGUUUCCAUGCCCUCAUCUUUUGAUUCUUCAAAUAACGACCGUGUCAGGAAUCUGUCGCACCGUCGAAUGGAAUCCAACUCCAAUCAGUCGGAUAAGAAGCAAUAUGAACUUGAUGUGGAGCGCAUCAUGCGUGGUGACGAUAAACGAACCACAUUGAUGAUUAAAAACAUUCCAAACAAGUAUACUUCAAAGAUGCUUCUUGCUGCAAUUGACGAGCACUGCCGCGGUUCUUAUGAUUUUCUCUAUCUGCCAAUUGACUUCAAGAAUAAGUGCAACGUUGGUUAUGCGUUCAUCAACAUGACUGAUCCUCUUCAGAUCACUCCGUUCCACAAGGCAUUCAAUGGGAAGAAGUGGGAGAAGUUCAACAGUGAAAAGGUGGCAUCUCUGGCAUAUGCUCGGAUCCAAGGAAAGGCUGCUCUGAUCGCCCAUUUCCAGAACUCGAGCUUGAUGAAUGAGGAUAAACGCUGUCGCCCGAUACUGUUCCACACUGAUGGCCCAAAUGCUGGUGACCCUGAGCCUUUCCCCAUGGGUACUAACAUUCGGUCGAGGAUGGGGAGGCCAAGAACCAGUGGGCAUGAUGAGAACCACCACCACCACCACCACCACCGCCAUGGGAGCCCUUCAGCAGCAAAUGGAGAGGAUGCUUCGAAUGGAACGGACACAUCCUCCAAUUCUGACUGAGUUUUUGGCCUGGCUCUCAUGGCAACUCCUCUAACUCUUUAAUGGAAAGCAGCAGUUGCAUGAACAAGGUCCCAUCUCAAUUCUGUACACUAGAGGUGGUUGCCCCCCCCUGACAACUAUUUUUGGCUUCAACAGUGACGGCCGGUAUUUUCCCGUUCCAUCGAAGUUCUGUGGAGGUCCCUCUUUUUACCCCCCUCUUUUUUGUUGUUUCUUCUUGGGGCUUCAUCCUGUAACCUACCUUUUGAGUAUCUUUAUGUAAUAUGCCUUUCGAGCCCCCGCAAAGAUAUAGAGAGCAACAGGGCUUUUUAACCUCCAUGAAAAGACUCAAAAUUUUGGAGUUGUCGGCAAAGACAAAAGUGAUUAUCGUCAUCAUCGUUGUCUUUAUGGACAGAAGUUCCUUGAUGCAGAGGCAUGCCUGCAUGGCUCAAGAAGAAGGUUCUUCGUUAGUUUUCUUCCCCCUCUGUCAACUCCUGCUUUCAGUUUUGUUGUUUCUUCGGUACCUUCUUUCUGAUGUAAGUUAAAUGUAUCUUUGUUUCUUUUCCCUGUUUUCUUGUGGUUCUUGUUUUUUUGCUUUUUGGGUGUGGGAGGUCUGUGGAAAGAGGGAGGGAAGGAAAGGGAAGAGAGAGAGGAACAGUGGGUCAUAUGGACAUUUCCCUCCCUCAUUGUAGAAUGUAUUUUUGAAGUGCCAUCAUCAUUAUUAACCGUAUAUAUAGCAUGAUGUUACUAAUAUAAAAUUGUGGGUGUUUUAUUAAUCUAGAUUCUCAUUUUGAAGUCCAAUCUGGGAGAGAAAUGAUCGAUUGUGCUUUAUCGGAUGUCCCGACGAACUCGAUUGUAUUAAUUAAAGUUA
Molecule: messenger RNA, 4698 nt
Organism: Linum tenue
Lineage: Eukaryota; Viridiplantae; Streptophyta; Magnoliopsida; Malpighiales; Linaceae
Source: the annotation of a GenBank genome assembly